Molecule: messenger RNA, 695 nt
Organism: Ricinus communis (castor bean)
Lineage: Eukaryota; Viridiplantae; Streptophyta; Magnoliopsida; Malpighiales; Euphorbiaceae
Product: selenoprotein K
Exons: 4
Coding region: 139-441 (100 amino acids)
Biological process (GO): endoplasmic reticulum calcium ion homeostasis; calcium ion transport
Cellular component (GO): endoplasmic reticulum membrane; Golgi apparatus
Source: RefSeq, a predicted model, not a curated record
UACGCCAAACUUUUCGACGUUCGUAUAUAAAUGAGACACAAACCUCUCACGCUGCAGAAUAAUUUUUUUUUUUUUUUCAAAAAGAAACAAAAGAAAAAGAAAAUCUGAAUCAUCGAAGAAGUCUUAAAAUUAGCUCUCAUGGCCUACGUCGAGCGAGGUGUUGUAAAAUCUAAGAAAUCAAUAUGGCGACUGAGAACCAUCACUGAUUUCUUCUGGGCUAUUAUAAAUUUUAUAGGCGUGUUCUUUUCUACUAUGUUCUCGAUGGAAAAGUCAGAUGCUUAUAGGAAAGGAUCUGGUUCUAGCAAGAAAUGGGAUGGUGGCCCAGGAGGGCCUGGAAGUGGCCCAUAUGGUGGAGGUCCACGUGGUCCUCCUCGAGGCUUAGACAAUGUCCGAGGGAUUGACCAUAGUUCCCUGCCUGCUUGUGGCUCUUGCUGCGGUUAAUUGUACAGACCUCUGGUGCUUUCCACAAGUGUUUUUGGUUAGGAACAAGAUGUAGUAGUGUGUAAAACUAGUUUAUUCAGCGAACAUCCGCAUACAAUCAAGGGUAUGUUGAGUCGAGAAGUUUGUUCUUGAAUGGUAUAGCUGCUUUAACUGUGUAAACAUAUUCUGUGGGUAUCUUUAUCAAUGGUCAAGAAGUAUUGUUGCCUGUUCUCAAAAACUUAUUUUCUAAUGAUAUAGCUACUUUAACUGUUAAA